AUGGGUGGCAUGAAGAAUAAGAAGAAGCAGGGCAUGCCCGAGCCCCUCGACGAAGCGCUCGUCACGCGCAAGAGAAAAGACUACGAGGCGCCCGUGCCCAAGGAGCAGAAGAGGCGGAGGAUGGAGGCCAGGGAAAAGGCAAAGGCCAAGGCGGCGCCUGUGUCCAAGAAAGCUGCAGCGACCAACGGUGCCGCCAAGAAGGGUGCUGCAAAGCCUGUCAAGGCCGCUAAGCCUGCGAAGAAGUCUGCGCCGCCGCCGGUUUCCGACGAUGAAGACGACUUCUCAGACGAUAUCGAUGACUCAGAUGCCAUGGAGGGUGUUGCAGGCAAUGUCAAGGUCACCGGACUCGAUGCCCUCGGCAGCGCCUCUGAGGACGACAGCGAGAUCGACGAAGACGACUUCGACUCGGACGAGGAACCCACCAAGGUUGGCAUGUGGUCGGACGACGAGGACGGCGACGUGGAGGAGCAGCUCACAGCAGCCAACAUUGAGGGUUUGUCGCGGAAGCUGGACAUGCAACGGGCCAUUGAAGAAGCCGAGGCACAGGCCGAACUCGAGGAAGGAAACUUGCAGACCAACAUUGCAGCCGGUGACAGGCCGAAGGUGCUGGAGGACGAAGAGGAUGAGGAUGGCCGCAAGAUCUCCAACCUCGUCACACAAGACAUCCAGCUCCUGCGAACACGACUCAACGACACCGUCCGCGUGCUCGACGACUUCAAGAACCUGGCAGAACCGGGCCGCGACCGCGCAGAAUACCGCGCACAGCUGCUGAAGGACAUCUGCUCGUACUACGGCUACUCCGAGUUCCUUGCCGACAAGCUGCUCGGCCUGUUCCCUGCUCGCGAAGCUUUUGCCUUCUUCGAGGCCAACGAGACGCCCAGACCCAUUGUCAUCCGUACCAACACCCUCCGCACACAUCGUCGUGAACUCGCGCAGUCGCUUAUCAACCGUGGUGUCCAGCUCGAGCCCGUUGGCAAGUGGUCCAAGGUCGGUCUGCAGAUCUUCGACGCCCAAGUACCGCUUGGUGCCACCCCCGAGUACUUGGCUGGUCAAUACAUUCUCCAGGCUGCUUCCUCGUUCCUGCCCGUCAUGGCUCUCGCGCCUCAGGAGAACGAGCGCGUGCUCGAUAUGGCUGCUGCUCCCGGUGGUAAGACGACGCAUUUGGCUGCUCUGAUGAAGAACACUGGGUGCAUCUUCGCCAACGAUGCCAGCAAAGAGCGUUCCAAGGGUCUGAUUGGUAACAUUCACCGUCUCGGCGUGAGGAACAGCAUCGUGUGCAACUACUCUGCUCUCGAGUUCCCCAAGGUCAUGGGUGGAUUCGACCGAGUCCUGCUCGACGCGCCAUGCUCUGGUACUGGUGUCAUUGCAAAGGAUGCCAGUGUCAAGACCAACAAGACCGAGGCCGAUUUCAUGAAGUUGCCUCACUUGCAGAAGCAGCUGAUCCUUGCAGCCAUCGACUCCGUCGACCACCACAGCAAGACCGGUGGCUACAUCGUAUACUCUACAUGUUCUGUCACCGUAGAGGAGAACGAGCAGGUCGUACAAUACGCGCUGAACAAGCGACCCAAUGUCAAGCUCGUCGAGACCGGCCUUACGUUUGGUAAGGAGGGCUUCACAAAGAUUGGUGGCAAGAUCUUCCACCCCUCCAUGAAGAUGACACGGAGAUACUACCCCCACACCUACAACGUCGACGGUUUCUUCGUUUCCAAGUUCAAGAAGAUUGGCCCCACACCCCCCAAUGCCGUCGGUGCCAACCAGUCUGCCAACGGCAAGCCCUCUGUCGCGCAGGACGAGUACGUCGACAAGACGCCCAUCCUCACUGAAGAGGAGGAGCAAGAAGAGGAUGACUUCGGCGGCUUUGAUGACGAGGAGGACAACGCAUACAUCGAGCGCGGCCAGGCCAGAGACGCAAGACGCAAGGGCAGGGAUCCCAAGGCAGACCCGACAAAGGCCACCAAAGAGUCCAAGCCAAAGGAGAAGAAGGGCGGUGGUAAGGAGGUUGCUGGGAAGGAGGCCGCGGUGUCGCCCUCAGCUGCCAAAUCCGCCAAAGGCAAGUCCGAGGCCAAGCCUGUCGAGGACGUCGUAGUCGCAGACGUCAAGGUCACGAAGAAAGACGGCAAAGGCAAGAAGGCUGGCAAGACCGAGAGCGCCGUCGCUGUCGCAGAAGUCACGCCCGUCAAGUCUCCCAAAGCCAAAGCCAACAGCGCAGACAAGAAAAAGGCAGCACCUAAGCCCGAAGUCGCAGCUUCGCCUGCUAAGAGCCCCAAAGUGAACGGCGCGGACAAGAAGGCGCGGAGAAAGAGCGGCGACAAGAAGAUGAAGGCGUAG
Molecule: messenger RNA, 2328 nt
Organism: Ascochyta rabiei
Lineage: Eukaryota; Fungi; Ascomycota; Dothideomycetes; Pleosporales; Didymellaceae
Product: 25S rRNA (cytosine(2870)-C(5))-methyltransferase
Exons: 2
Coding region: 1-2328 (775 amino acids)
Biological process (GO): maturation of LSU-rRNA; rRNA base methylation
Cellular component (GO): nucleolus
Molecular function (GO): RNA binding; rRNA (cytosine-C5-)-methyltransferase activity
Source: RefSeq, a predicted model, not a curated record